AUGGCCUGGGGCUGCCAGGCAACAAAGAGUAGGGGGAAGUCCCGUAACGCCGGACGGCACCUAGCGCCGGACACUCGUACUAUCAAGCGAGUACAAAUCAGUUCGUUUCAAAAUACAUGUGAAAGGGGUGCUGGGGCACACAGGAACAAGAUCACGCGCCGUGCCUCGCCAGUGACGCACACGGCCGCGGCAGGAGUAACCAUUUGCUGUUUUAGGCUCGAAAUCACUGCGUCACCUAAAUAUCAACAGUAUAGAAGAAAGAAGAUAGUUAAAAUGGAAGAGAAGAAAAAGAAAGGAUCCUGGGAUCCACAGAGCUUACAAACUGCUAUUGAUAAGGUUAUGUCAAAAGAACUGAGUGUAAGACAAGCUGCAAUGCGAUACAAUAUUCCUAAAAGCACUAUACAUUAAAUAAAGGCCCUAAAUCGAGAAGAAGUAACAAUGAAACCAAAGUUAGGUAGAUUCACUAACACCUUCUCAGCAGAGUAUGAAGAAGUCUUGGUGGACCACAUUAAAGAUUUAUCGAAUAGAUGCAUGCCAGAAAAGAAGUUUCUUAAAUUAGCAUACGACUUAGCUGAAGUCAUGAAUAUUCCUCAUCGAUUUAAU
This is a messenger RNA of Amyelois transitella, 603 nucleotides long. RefSeq lists its product as uncharacterized. The coding region runs from base 1 to 408 and encodes 135 amino acids. The transcript is spliced from 3 exons. Gene Ontology annotation, molecular function: DNA binding. NCBI's taxonomy places the organism in Eukaryota, Metazoa, Arthropoda, Insecta, Lepidoptera, Pyralidae. The record is from RefSeq and is a predicted model, not a curated record.